Molecule: messenger RNA, 933 nt
Organism: Seminavis robusta
Lineage: Eukaryota; Bacillariophyta; Bacillariophyceae; Naviculales; Naviculaceae
Source: the annotation of a GenBank genome assembly
AUGGGCAAGAAAGGUUUGUCCAGAGGCUACCGCCGCUCUGGCAGGGGUGGUGGCAACCGCACAAACAAUAAGAACAACUCCAAUAACGGGACAGGAAGACAGACCUUGAUAUACAAGUUCGCACCAAACUCGUCUGGGGAGCAUCAGUAUGCAACCUUUUCCUUGAUCCAAGAAAAGAUAGAGCAUGAGUGUGUCACAUUAUUCGUGCACUACUGUACAGACAUUAUGAGUGAGGUCGAUUCGCUUGCCGAAGUUACAAUCCCGGAUCCUGUCCUCAAGACUUCCACCAAAGCGGACAAAGACGAGAGGAAGCUCGAGGAUGUAGUAUACAUGAUGGUUUUCAAGAGCGAGAUGGAGGAUGUUCAUUUACGCCGACAGCAGCUCGAGGAAAACCGCAUUCGACUUGCAUCCAUCAUCAUAUCCAAAUAUUGUACCGCUGGGAUGGUGAAACUCAUAAGGGCCGAAACAGAUUAUGAGUCCAAGUUGAAGCAACAUCCAGUGGAGUUACUCAAGAGGUUACAGAAGCUGAGCCAUGAGGGUCGGGCUGGCUCAUCUUACGGAUUCGACAAUCUGACUAGGGCCCUGACUAAUCUUCUUCAAUGCAAGCAAGGUCAACAUGAACCAGCGUAUGCAUUUGGCUACCGAAUUCGAGACCAUGCCAAUACAGUCAAGAUGUACCUCGGCGAUGAUUGGCAAGACCACUUUGUGGAAACGCUCCCAGAAUACAGCAAUGCCGAUGCAUCAGGAAAGGCUACGCUCAAGAAGGGAGGUCAUGAAGCUUUCGUAGCUUUCCUGGCCGUGAAUAACGCUUACGAUCCCAAGUACCGGGACACUCUCCGUUCCCGAUAUGCUUUGGGAUACGACGAGUAUCCCCGAGAACUCAGGACUGCUCUCAAUAGGAUUUCUGUUUUCCGCGACCUGCAGGCCAAGUAG